CGAGGCAAGAUGUUGCGGCGCAGCUUGGAGAGCCGGGAUGCCCAGACGCGGCAGCUGCAGGACGCAGUGGCCAACGUGGAGAAGCACUUCGGGGAGCUGUGCCAGAUCUUCGCGGCCUACGUGCGCAAGACGGCCCGGCUGCGGGACAAGGCCGACCUGCUGGUGCAGGAGGUGACGGCCUACGCCGCCUCCGAGACCCCGCAGCUCCGCCAGGGCCUCAAGAGCUUCGCCGAGGAGUUCGCCAAGCUGCAGGACUACCGGCAGGCCGAGGUUGAAAGACUUGAAGCCAAAGUUGUUGAACCUCUGAAAGUUUACGGCACCAUUGUAAAAAUGAAAAGGGAUGAUCUCAAAGCAACAUUAACAGCAAGAAAUCGAGAAGCUAAACAGUUAACUCAAUUAGAAAGAACACGUCAGCGAAACCCCUCUGAUCGGCAUAUUAUUUCACAGGCAGAAACUGAAUUACAAAGAGCUACAAUAGAUGCUACCCGAACAACUCGUCAUUUAGAAGAAACUAUUGACAAUUUUGAAAAACAGAAAAUAAAGGAUAUAAAGAAUAUAUUUUCAGAGUUCAUCACAAUUGAAAUGUUAUUUCAUGGCAAAGCCUUAGAGGUCUACACUACUGCCUUCCAAGAUAUACAAAAGAUUGAUGAAGAAGAAGAUUUAGAGGUAUUCAGAAAUUCUCUGUAUCCAGCAGACUACUCAUCUCGUUUAGAUAUUGUCCGAGCAAACUCAAAAUCACCUCUUCAGAGAUCACUAUCAUCUAAAUGCGUAUCUGGAACAGGACAGGUAACCACUGGUCGACUAAGAAAGGAUCAGCAAGCAGAUGAUGAUGAUGAGGAUGAAGACUUAGAUAUUACAGAAGAUGAAAGUUAAUUUUUAUUUUCAUCUUUAAUUACUUGGAAUUCAGUAUUAUUAUUAUUAUUAUUAUAAAAUUUUAUACUGGCUUAUAUUAAAUCCCAAAAAGAAGUUAACUGGAAAUGGAAAAAAAUUAAAUGAAAUGUAACUGACCAAAAAUGAAAGUUUAUAAGACUAUUACACUAUUAUAAGAAUACUAUACAACUGUCAUUUCAACACUGUACCUAGUGGAAUAUCUUUUGUAUAGGUGCCAUUUUUAACUGUAUAUUCCAAAAUAAUUCAUAAUGCAUUGUAUUAUAUACCUAGAUGAGAUUGCUGUAACAAGUAAGUAGACACAACCCAAAAGAUCUACAUUUUCACUAUUUAGAGGAACAUGAUUUAAUCACCAGAAAAUGGUCCUACAUACUUUCUCUGAUUAAAUAUAAAUAUUUCAUAAACCUUAGAAAAGCUUUCUUUUUUUCUUUGGCUUUUUAUCCAUUUUACUAAACCUAGUUUUAUGAUUCACAUGUAUAUUGGCUUUUCAGGAAAGCAAAAGUAUUGUAAUCACUCAAAGGUAAAGGAUGUUAGGAUAUCACUGUUUCACAAAUACACAGAGAACAAAGUUUGCUUACUACUUUUUUUUUUAGAAAGCCAUCAGUCUCAUUCUGGUUUGAAAAUCAAACCACUAUGAUAUAUUAUACAUAAUUCAGUGUACAACUGAAAAAUUGUAAUUUUGUUUAAGGAAAUGUUAUGGGGAAGCCAUAAAUAAAAAUUCAAUAAAAAAUUUACCAGUUAUAAUCUA
This is a messenger RNA of Suncus etruscus (white-toothed pygmy shrew), 1636 nucleotides long. RefSeq names its product CBY1 interacting BAR domain containing 1 (gene CIBAR1). NCBI's taxonomy places the organism in Eukaryota, Metazoa, Chordata, Mammalia, Eulipotyphla, Soricidae. Gene Ontology annotation, biological process: cilium assembly. The record is from RefSeq and is a predicted model, not a curated record. The transcript is spliced from 9 exons. Bases 10 to 873 code for a protein of 287 amino acids. Gene Ontology annotation, cellular component: ciliary transition zone; ciliary basal body.